Molecule: messenger RNA, 4317 nt
Organism: Adineta ricciae
Lineage: Eukaryota; Metazoa; Rotifera; Eurotatoria; Adinetida; Adinetidae
Source: the annotation of a GenBank genome assembly
AUGACUACAUCACCAACAAAGAAAACCAUUGAAUUACAAGCAGAUGCAACAGUGCCACGUGGUGCGUCAAUUAAAUUAACUGUUGAAUAUCGAACACGUCCACCAACUUCAACAGAAUCUGCUUCGAGUUACGAAGAUGUUUCACUCGGGAAACAUGUGAACACAGAGCGUCAAUAUCGAGAACAAAUCAGAUAUCAACGUGAUCAUGAAAGUGAUGUGACAAGAAAGGAAACCAUACAAAAACAAGCACUUCCGAAUAGUUACGAUCCCGACGAUGAUACCGUUCUUGUGCCUGAUACAGUUAUUGAACACAUAAGUGAAGAUGAAAAGUCCACUUCUAGCGAAGAAGUGGUUUUUGAAGAAUGGAGUGAACGAUUCAAAUGUCGCCGUACCGACGAAUACGAUCCCGAAACGAAACAACUGAUUCGUUCAACUAUCGACGAAACAAGUGAUCGAGUCAAGGGAGAUGUUGUCAAAGAAGAGUACCGAGGCAAAAAUGUUCGUAUCAAAGGACAUAAAAGUUACGAUGUUGUUAAACAAGUUCACCGUCGUGUACCAGCUAGUUCACUGAUUUCUGCUGAACAAGUACAAACUCGUAUACAUCGCGAGGAGGUUGAAAAGUCUCCUCCACCAGCUCCCCUUCGUCCUAUACUUAAACCUGCGACGACGGUGUCGUCGCCACCAACAAUACAAGAGAAGCAAUGGGCUUCGGAAGAAGUUUACGAAACAGUUGUUGUUCAAGAUUCUACUGGUACUACUCGCCGAAGUGAAUUCGAUGAACAGGCAACAUCAAAUUAUGCUCAUCCUGACCGGUAUUCUCCCAGUCCACCUGUGGUAGUUCAAACAACCGAUUAUCAUCGUGUCGUCGAAGCAGUCUCCCCGACAAUCAAAUAUACAAAUCAACCGAAAGAAGAUCAUGUUAGUGAAGAGUAUCAUAUUGAAUUUGAAACAAGCAAUCGUCGUGACGAUAUCAAUGAUCAAGCAUCAUCGGCAUCAUCAGUUCGACGAUCUACCGAUUGGCGCAAUGAAUUACGAGAAAAAUACUCGUCGGAGAAGCAACACGACCAGUAUGAAAAACCAAUCGGUAGUAAUUAUGUUGCUCAAAAGAUUUCCAUCAUUCCGACGAAUUCACAACAACGUUUCAAAGAAGUUCAAAUCAAAAUCUCGGCACAUCAGAGAACGCCACCGAGCCAACGAAAAUUCGAACAAUCACCUUCAUCUCGACAUGCUGUAAAGGAGGUUCUCGUUCGUAUAUCACGAAGUACAUCACCCGAGAAACAGUACCAUCGUUCGCUGUUUGAUGAUUACGAAGAGAAACAGAAAGAAAAUGUGUAUCUUACGGCUUAUGAAACUCCGGGAAAACCCGUAUCGAAUUUGUCAACUGGUGACGAGCAUACAUAUCCACCGAAACGUUCGUCUUCUACAUCGUCAACAUUAGAUGAACGUCGAACAGUGGUGAACCAGACUGAACGACCAACAUUGACUCGUGUGGGUGUUUUAAGAAAUACAUUCGAAGCGACGACUGGUGAACAAUCGAAAGAAGAUCAGUCGAAGUAUCUUGGAACAAUAUCGACAGGCUUAACAAAACAACGAAGGGAACUGUUCGAAGCACACGAUCAAGGAAACAAAGAAUGGGCCCGACGACCGGCUAAUGAAUAUCGAUCGACUGAACAUCGUACAGAUACCGUUCAACGAGGACGAUCGCUUGUCAGCGAUCGUAUAUCUCGUUUCGAAAGCACAGAAUUAAAAUCUGGCUCUCGUGCUCAAUCAAUCGAACGACCAGGUCGCACAAAUGUGGUUCAAACUUCACCAGAGAAAGCACCGAUUGAUAUUAGAAUGACUAAUACACAAGUUAUGUCGUCGAUUGAUUCGGAUUUCGGUGGACCGGCACAACCGAUCUAUCACAGCACUCCGAAAGCGACGAAACAGACUUAUGACGAUCUCGGUCAUGAAAGCGGGGAUGAGCUGAGUGAAACCAAAGGAAGUUUUGAUGCUCGACAGCGUUCGUCAAGAGCACGCCUUCAUGAUUUCACAACAACGAGUGUCUCGCCUACGAUUGAUACUACUCGUGUUAUUGAACGAACAACAACGAGAUUCAAUGAAUCAAACAUGGAAAAUAUGCUUUCACAUGUUCCAUCGAGUAGAGGUAAAAGCAUGAUGAUUGAACUUUCACCAGAUGCGUACCAAAGUCCAACAAAAUCCAGCUAUGAUCGAAAUAAAUCCAAUAUUACUGGCGAUUCUGGCAUUUUCGAUCGAUCAGGAAUGAGUUAUGCACAUCAAACCACUUCAAGUCCUUGGCGAAAUAAUGUUUCAACAUCAAUUAACGAUGAUGGCUUUAAUUCACACGAUAGUACCGUUUAUAUUGCUACAACAGGAACAGGUUCAAGCUCACCGUACGCUCGACGACAAGUCUCCGAUCUCGAUGAUUCCCCUCUACGAUCCACUUAUCAAUACGAAUCCGAAAGAUUUGCUACGACGGAACCUGACAAUCAGCAACGAACUGUUCGUCGACAGAUUACCCGUUCAGGACAAACUGGUUACGAGAACCCUACGCUCUAUCGUCAGGGAUUCGAUGCACAAAAUAAAGUUCAUAUAAGUACUCAAUCUCGUGUAGUCAAACCUUUGGUUGUUGACGAAAUCGAAACCAUCGAAACCGAAACUCAAGUCGAAUGUCAAGUACAGCGAAAACAUGAAGUCAACGAAACGACAAGAACUGAGCCAGUUCCUAGUCUUCUAGGUUCACCUCAACGAACUCGACCAACGUACAAUCUUUCUGACGAGAAAACUCCAUCCAAACGUGUUUUCAUUCAAGAAAAACCACAAUAUUACGAGCCAGUUCCCAUCAAUGACGAAGAUUCUAUUCGAUCAUCACAUUCUAACAUACAAACAUACACCCCUAGUCCACAUGCAGUUCAAGUAACAUCAUUAAGCACUCAAACACAAAUUAGAUUUGAACAAAAUCCUUCAAACGAAAUCAUUGCUACUGUUCGUGUGCCCAAAAUGAACGCUAUUAAAACAAGUCCACCACCAACAAUACAUCAAGGAGCGCUCUACGGCGCUGACCGAAACGAAAAACUUCGUUCAGAUGACGAGCUUUAUCACCGUUCGCAUGUUCCAAAUUAUCACUCAUCACCGGUCACUCAAGGCUAUCAACAACAAGUUCGAGCACGUGUUGGUACGGCUGAAACUACGAAUAACCAUUCAGUACCCAUAAACUAUUCCAUACGUUCAACCCUACGUCCUUCACCAUCACGCGAGCAACAUAAACAAUAUAAACAACGAUCCUUUUCUCCUGAUCCCGAUAUGACACUUCGUUCACACACACAUUGCCGUUCUCGUAGUCUUGAUAAUCUCGACUUCGAGAUCGAAAUUGAAAAACGUCCACCUCAGUAUCCCGAACAACCUACCGUCGUUUCACUUGAUCAAAAUUCACGUGCAAUUGUGACAACAUCAAGAGACGGCCGUGUGUCCGUGCAAAACAUCGCCGUACGUCCCGGAAAUACAAUUGUCAUCAAUAGUGACUUUCACGCAUCUGAUCGUUCAUUGAAUCGAUCGUCAGGCUAUUUCAGCUCCGAUGAACUUCGUUCCCAAGGUCAUAAUACAAACUAUUCAAGUGAUGAACAAUCUAGUGGCGGUAAUUUAAAUUCCUAUUCACCGUCGCCUCAAAGAUCACGACCGAGACCAAACGACCAAUCAUACCAUUUCGAUCAAGUCAAUGAUCUCGUUCAUCGAUACACACAACCAUCGAAUACUUCAAUUGGUUUCAACGAAACAAUCGAUCAAAUAGAAGCUUUAUACAAUAAUCUCGAUGUUGAAAAUACCAAUCGAUCACAUGACUAUCCCAAACCAACAACAACAUACAAUCGUCGAAAACAAUUAGAAUUAAAUCCAAAUGAGUACAACCAACGCUUCACAUCGACAGGAUUUCAACACAUCCCAUCCGAUCAACAGACACCAUCAUCAUUAACACAUCUGGUUACAUCGGCAACAGUUCGACCAUCGCAGUCAUUGACGUCCUCAGGUAUUUUAGCUGAUUUCAGUACAACAGGUUUGGUGAGUCCAAACUCGACGUACGGUUCAGUUCAAAAUAUGGUUGUUCACCAAAACCGUUUAAAUGGACAAUCGCAAGUAGUUCAACGUAAUCGCGCAUCAGUUAAGCAAGUCAAGCAAAAAAAUGCUGCUAGAAAACGAAACAUCAAUACAUCCGAACUGUAUACAGAUGAAGAUGAUGAACGAGAUUCUCCAUCAUGGACGAAUGGCCAGUUACAACAACGUCCACAUUCAUCAACUCGAUCAUAUAAUUACAACAACCAUUAA